CCCCCAGUGCUGCUACGACCUUGGUCACUGGCUCCAAGUUGUUUCAGUUCUGUGAAGCAUCUGCAGAAGUAGAAGGCAAAGAGUAACAACAAUUUUAUUGAAAAUACAUUGUGCUCUUCAGGAUGGACUUUUGUCCUGCUGAGUCAACUGACUUGAGUGAGGCUGAAGAGGCUGAAAUACAGACAAUCAGGCAGCACAGACAGGAGCUUUUGGAAGACAUUAAGAAGCUGAAGAAAGAGAUUGCUGAAGUGUUUGCAGAGAUUGAGUGCUUCCAAAAUGCAGAGGAAAGGCAAGAGGCAGACAGUAAUCCUGGGGAGCAGACCAGCAAACUAUCACAGAGGGAUAAACUUCUGUCCCUGGGUCGGAAGAAAUUCAACAUGGACCCUGCAAAGGGGAUCCAGUACCUGAUUGAGCAUGAGGUAUUGUCCUCAGACCUGCAGGAGAUCGCCAAAUUCCUCCACAAGGGUGAAGGCCUGAACAAGACAGCCAUUGGGGAUUACCUGGGUGGGAGGGAUGCCACAAACAUUCAGAUCCUCCAAGCCUUUGUGGAAUGUCACCAGUUUGCCAACCUCAACCUGGUGCAGGCACUGAGACAGUUCCUAUGGAGCUUCCGGCUGCCUGGGGAAGCACAGAAGAUUGACCGGAUGAUGGAGGCCUUUGCCAACUGGUACUGCAAGUGUAACCCAGGAGUAUUCCAGUCCACAGAUACCUGCUAUAUACUCUCCUUCUCUAUCAUCAUGCUUAACACCAGCCUGCACAACCCCAAUGUGAAAGACAAGCCCCCCUUUGAAAGGUUUGUGUCCAUCAACAGAGGCAUUGACAAUGGAGGGGACCUGCCAGAAGAGCUCUUAAAGAAUCUGUUUGAGAGCAUCAAGAAUGAGCCAUUCUCCAUACCAGAGGAUGAUGGGAACGACCUCACUCAUACUUUCUUCAACCCUAACCGGGAGGGCUGGCUCCUAAAACUAGGAGGACGUGUGAAAACCUGGAAACGCCGCUGGUUCAUUCUGACCGAUAACUGCCUGUACUACUUUGAAUAUACCACGGACAAAGAGCCUCUGGGCAUUAUCCCCCUAGAGAACCUAUCAGUCCGGAAGGUGGAUGAUCCCAAAAAGCCAAACUGCUUUGAGCUCUUCAAUCCCAACUGCAAAGGGCAGAAGAUCAAAGCCUGCAAAACAGAUGGGGAUGGGAAGGUGGUUGAAGGCAAGCAUCAGUCCUACAAGAUCUCAGCAGCCACACCAGCAGAACGUGACGAGUGGAUUGAGGCAAUACGGACCAGCAUCACACAGGAUCCUUUCUAUGAUCUGGUCUCUGCCCGUAAGAAAAAGAUUGCCAGCAAAAACUGAUCCCUGACCUGGUCACCAGCAGCAGGAAGAUGUAGCUGUUGGACAGCUUCUCUCCCAUGCCGGGCUCUUCCAGUGAAGAAAUUUGGGAGCAUUGCUUCCCUCUGCCUCUCACUUGGCAGGAAGAUGACUAACAGGACAACUUGCCAGAUUUGCUUCUUUCCUUUCCAAACUGAAGGCAGAGGCACAGGGUGCAAUCCACUGAGGACUGUCAGAACCGUGGACGUAGCAUUUUCCAUGUCCAAAUGUAGAGGCUCAACAGCAGCUAGCCUUUGGGUUCUCCCAGAUAGCCCUAGGCAUGCAGGACAGGAUCUGAAGGGAGACAAGAAUGUCUCCAGAACGUCUCCAGCCCCUCCCACCAUCAAACCAGGUCUGGCUAUUUUUCUGUGAGGAAACAUGUAGAUGCUCUUGAAGCACCAAAUCAUGGUCCUGUCAGUUGCGGAGCAGAAAAGCCCCAGUGGUUUCUCUUCCACGAACAGAUGCAUAGUGGUUGUGGAGAACGGGCCACUGAUGUUUAAGAACCUUGCUGUGAAACCAGAGGCCAAGGGAAGAUAAGAAGCCCUCUUAUCCGUUCAGAAGAGAGCCCCCUCCACCUCUCCCUAUAGCCGUGAGGGAUGUAAUCCUGGGAAGUCCCUGCUCUGUAGUUGAGUCAUAGAUUUUAGAAAGUUAAGGAUGUUGGAUGGGGCAAUAAGACGUAACUGAGUGUAGAGAGGCUGUGGGAUCAGGGAAGUGGCUCUGGGUCUUUUGUCUCUCUGUUUUGAGACUUGGGGACCACCACAAGUCUCCCUAGGGAAGAAAUCCAAACACUAGCUCUCCUCCUGGCUGAUGGCACCCCAACAAAGGUUUCUUCCUUGUACCACCCCAGAGGCCUGGGCUUUGUAUCUGAAAGGCCUGCAGCCAGAAGGCAUGAAAAAUUGGAGGUGCAUAUACAGCACACACACAGAGGCUUUCCCAUCUUCACGUAUUGGUUUCGUCUGGAGUCGGGUUUUUUGUCUCUUGUGUAAAGAAAGAAAUAAAAGUGCUUGAAACAAGCUCAAAA
Grus americana (Whooping crane) is the source of this 2379-nucleotide messenger RNA. RefSeq names its product cytohesin 4 (gene CYTH4). The record is from RefSeq and is a predicted model, not a curated record. Bases 123 to 1343 code for a protein of 406 amino acids. The transcript has 13 exons. Lineage: Eukaryota; Metazoa; Chordata; Aves; Gruiformes; Gruidae. Gene Ontology annotation, molecular function: guanyl-nucleotide exchange factor activity. Gene Ontology annotation, biological process: regulation of ARF protein signal transduction.